AUGACUUCUACAAUUGCAGCGAAAUCGAAGCAGCUGCCACCCGGCGUCUACGUGCCCGUGGUUUCUCUAUACAAGAACACUCCCCGCCAGGAUAUCGAUGUCGAUGCGGCGUACAAGCAUUUCACGCAGCUCAUUCGCGGCGGAGUACACGGAGUUGUACUAGCAGGCACAAACGCUGAAGCUGUCUUGUUGUCGCCUUCUGACCGCCAGGAACUGAUCCGCAUUGCUCGGAAAGCAGCCACAGACCUGGGAGUCCUUAACUAUCCUCUCGUCGCUGGAAUUAGCGGCCAGUCCACUAACGAGUCAAUUCAGCUGGCUGAAGAUGCUGCUCAAGCUGGAGCUGGGUGGGCAUUGCUUCUUCCGCCAAGUUACUGGGCCAAAGCCGUCACCAAGGAUGUCAUCUUGAGCUUCUACCGCGAGGUGGCUGACCUCAGUCCAAUUCCUGUCGUUAUUUACAGUUUCCCUGGAGUCACGAACGGUGUCGAUAUCAGUUCCGACGUCAUGUCCGAACUCGCCCAUCAUCCUAACAUCAUAGGGACCAAGCUUACCUGCGGCAACGCAGGAAAAGUCACACGCCUCAGCCAUCAAUACACACCACAGCAAUUUAGUGUUUAUGCCGGCUCGUCGGACUGGCUGCUACCUUGUUUGAUUGGGGGAGGCGUGGGCUGUGUCACAGGCAUGGGCAAUGUGUUUCCGAAGUCCACCUCCAGACUGUAUAAUCUAUGGGCAGUUGGAAAGACGGAAGAGGCCCGGAAGCUACAGGGACUAGUGGCAGAGGCAGAGAAGGUCUGCAAGGAAGGCAUUGCAUUGACGAAAUAUGCUGCAUGGUAUUUUAUUGGUCGUGACUUAGGCAUUGAUGAGAAGGUAUAUUAUCCACGAAAGCCAUAUUUUCCUGUGAAUAAGGAUCGGCAAGAAUGGGCUGUCAAGGCCAUGGAGGAGCUGGCAUCAUACGAGAAGACGCUGCCAGACGUGGUUGAUGUAUAA
Messenger RNA from Talaromyces atroroseus, 984 nucleotides. RefSeq lists its product as hypothetical. The coding region runs from base 1 to 984 and encodes 327 amino acids. Lineage: Eukaryota; Fungi; Ascomycota; Eurotiomycetes; Eurotiales; Trichocomaceae. The record is from RefSeq and is a predicted model, not a curated record. Gene Ontology annotation, molecular function: 4-hydroxy-tetrahydrodipicolinate synthase activity. The transcript is spliced from 2 exons.